UAAUUUGUUCAAGUUGAAGAUAGAUAGAUGGGUAGUAUACUAGCUUUACUGGCUACUUGUUUGGGUUUGCUGGUUGUUUCAACAUCAUGGAGGAUACUGAAUUGGGUUUGGUUGAAGCCAAAGCAGCUGGAAAAGGAAUUAAGGAAGCAAGGCUUUUCUGGUAAUCGUUACCGCCUCUUGUUUGGAGACAUGAAAGAGAGUUCAAAGAUGUCAAAGGAGGCAUUUUCAAGUCCAAUUGAAAUCUCUGAUGACAUUGUGCCUCGUGUUCAGCCCUAUACUCAUCGAACUGUUAACAAAUUUGGAAAGAAAUCUUUUGUAUGGUUUGGACCUGUACCAUGCAUCAAUAUCAUGGAACCUCAUUUGAUAAAGGAAGUAAUGAUCAAAUAUGAGGAGUUUCAGAAGCCAAAUGUAAACCCUCUUGCUAAAAUGAUUGUCAAAGGGCUUGUUGCUUUAGAGGGUCAGAGAUGGGCUAAACACCGAAAAAUUGUCAACCCUGCUUUUCAUUUGGAGAAACUCAAGGCCCUUCAAGGAGAAUUCUACAUAAGCUGUAACGAAAUGGUCAGGAAAUGGGAAGAAAUGAUGUCAUCCAGUGGAUCGUGUGAGCUAGAUGUUUGGCACCAUCUUGAUAAUUUGUCUGGUGAUGUCAUCUCAAGGGCAGCAUUUGGUAGCAGCUACAAACAGGGGAAGAAGAUAUUCCAGCUGCAAAAAGAGCAAAUUACAAUCGCCAUGAAAGUACUGCACCAAGUUUACAUUCCUGGACUGAGGUUUUUGCCAACAAAGACAAAUAAGAGGAUGAAGGAAAUCAACAAUGAAAUGCGAGUUUUAAUGAACAAUGUUAUCAGUAAAAGGGAAAAUCAAAUGAAGAUGGGAGAAACUUGCAACGAUGACUUGCUGGGAAUUUUGCUGGAAUCUAGUAUGAAGGCAGUUGAAGAAGAUGGGAACAAGAUGAAUGGUGGACUAAGCAUUGAUGAGGUAGUUGAAGAGUGUAAAGAUUUUUAUCUUGCAGGGCGCGAUACAACCUCUUGCUUGCUUGUGUGGAUGAUGGUUAUGCUAGGCAACCAUUUGGACUGGCAAGCUCGCGCUAGGGAUGAGGUUCUACGCGUUUUUGGCAAUAACAAACCAGAUUUUAAUGGCUUGAACAACUUAAAAGUUAUGACAAUGAUAAUGUAUGAAGUGCUGAGGUUAUACCCACCUGUGAUUCUGAUGUACCGUAUGACCCACAAACCAACCAAAGUUGGGGAUAUUUUGCUGCCACCAGGAGUACAAAUAUGUGUACCGACAAUGCUACUACAUACAGAUCCUGAAUUAUGGGGUGAGGAUGCCACUAAGUUCAACCCACAAAGAUUUUCCCAAGGUAUAGCUAAGGUAACCAAUGGCCAAGUAAUUUACAUCCCCUUCAGUGGGGGUCCACGGGUUUGCGUUGGCCAGAACUUUGCCCUGCUUGAAGUGAAGAUGGCCUUUGCAAUCAUCUUACAACGUUACUCGUUUCAGCUGUCACCGUCUUAUUCUCAUGCACCAUUCCUUCUUACCAGCCUUCAACCUCAAUACGGUGUUCCCAUCAUCUUGCAAAAGUUAUAGAAUCAUGCACAGAAU
Spinacia oleracea (spinach) is the source of this 1593-nucleotide messenger RNA. RefSeq names its product cytochrome P450 CYP72A219. Bases 28 to 1578 code for a protein of 516 amino acids. Gene Ontology annotation, molecular function: oxidoreductase activity, acting on paired donors, with incorporation or reduction of molecular oxygen; heme binding; monooxygenase activity. Lineage: Eukaryota; Viridiplantae; Streptophyta; Magnoliopsida; Caryophyllales; Amaranthaceae. The record is from RefSeq and is a predicted model, not a curated record. The transcript has 5 exons.